Messenger RNA from Trichomonas vaginalis G3, 639 nucleotides. Its product is annotated as growth factor receptor domain family. The coding region runs from base 1 to 639 and encodes 212 amino acids. NCBI's taxonomy places the organism in Eukaryota, Parabasalia, Trichomonadida, Trichomonadidae. The transcript has a single exon. The record is from RefSeq and is a predicted model, not a curated record.
AUGGCAGUAGAAACUACUAACUGCAUGUACAAUAAUACUUACCGCGAUGAAAACAAUAAUUGUGUUUGUUUGCCAGGAUAUUUCAAUGAUCCCGAAAAAGGUAUUAAUGAUUGCUAUACAUGUAAAGAUGGAUGUCAUAGUAUGGCUUUAUGUGUUCAUCCCGGUAUAUGUAUUUGCGCACAAGGUCUUAUUGGUGAUGGUCAAAAGUGUUGGUUCCCUCUUCCAAAGCAAUAUGUAUUCGAUAUACCAGAACCACUUGAAACAGGUGGUUACAACCUAACCAUUAAGGUCAGACAUCCAAAAAAUCAUAUUGUUUAUAAAUUAUAUUGUCAGAUUGGAGGAGAAAUAUUCGAAUCACAUAGUUUCAAUGUUACGGUUGCUUAUUUCAUCAUUCCUAUGUCAAUUUACGGUUAUCAAAAUAUCACAAUUUCUUACGAUAAAAUGAAUUGGUCUCCUGACGUCAAAAGAAUAUACUUCCAAAAGACUUAUAGCCAUCAAUUUAUUAACGAAAGUACUCCAUUCGUAUUCGCUCUUCUCGUAGUCGUUCUCAUUGGUACGUGUUUGUUACACGGAAAAGGAGCUAUUUUUGAUAAAGAGGAAGAGAUACCACUUCCUCAUGUCACAGACAAUGCUAAAUAA